AUGAAAAAUGUUUUGGUUAAUAAAUAUUGUAAAAAUGAGGAUCUUAAUAUAAUUAAUGAAAAUAAAAAUAUGGCAAAUAUCUUUAAAAAUAGCUUGUAUUUAUCAAAAAAUAUGUUCUUAGGAAAUGAUGAUUUAACGCCAUAUAAUUAUAAUAUACUUUUAUAUGAUCCAAACAUAAAUGAUAGGAUAAAAAAAUUAGAAAAUGACGAUGACAAUGAACUGAAAGAAUUAAAAGAAAUAUCAACAUUAGCCAUAUCUGAUGAAAAAAAAGCAAUAAAUUAUGAAGAACGAUAUAAAGAAAAUGAUUUAAAUGAUAGAAAAAUUAAUUUGAGAGAAAACGUUAUAAAAAAAUUAACUUCUAUUAAAAUGAAUAUUAAUAUGAGAGAAUUGGAUGAAUACUCUUCAAUAAAAAAAUUAUAUAUAUCAAAAAUUGAUAACAUAGAUUUACAAAAAAAAAAAGAGAAAAAAAAAAAAAAAAAAAAAAAAAAAUUUAAAAAAAAAAAAAAAAAAAAAAAAAAAAAAAAAAAAAAAUCAGUUAUAAAUAGCAUAAUAAAUGACACAAUCACAAAUGAUAUUAUUACACAGGAUAUCUAUAAUAUCAAUAUGAAAAUACCUGAUUUAUAUAGAAAUGAUGAUGAAAAGAGUAAUUUAUCGAUUAUGGAUCAAAGGAAAAAGGAGGCAGACAAUUUAAUAAAUAAUGAACCAAUUAUAAAAAAAUCAGACGAAAGUGUAUUAAGUAGUAAUGUGUUAAAAAAUAUAAAAACAUUAGAUAUUUAUAAAAAAAUUAAAAAACCAAAGUGGCAUUUUCCAUAUAAAUUAUUUAGAGUAAUAUUAGGACAUUCGGGAUGGGUAAAUUGCGUUGAUGUUGAUAUAAGUAAUGAAUGGUUUGCAACUGGAGCGAAUGAUAGAUUAAUUAAAAUUUGGGAUUUAGCUACUUGCAAAUUAAAAUUAACCUUAACAGGUCAUAUUAAUAGUAUAAGAGAUAUAAAAAUUUCAAAAAAAAACCCAUAUUUAUUUAGUUGCGGUGAAGACAAUAGAGUAAAAUGUUGGGACUUAGAAUAUAAUAAGGUAAUAAGAGAUUAUCAUGGGCAUUUAUCAGGUGUAUAUUGUUUAUCUUUACAUCCUUCAUUAGAUAUACUAAUGAGUGGUGGAAGAGAUGCAGUUGUAAGAGUAUGGGAUAUUAGAACAAAAAGUUCUGUUUUUGUAUUGUCAGGUCACACAGGCACAAUUAUGUCCUUAUGUUCCCAAUCUGUUGAGCCUCAGGUUAUAUCUGGGUCUCAAGAUAAAAUGAUAAGAUUAUGGGAUUUAAAUAACGGGAAAUGUAGAAUAGCUUUAACACACCAUAAAAAAAGUAUAAGAUCUUUGUCUAUUCAUCCUUUUGAAUAUAGUUUUUGUAGUUGUGCAACAGAUAAUGUAAAAGUAUGGUGUGGAUCUGAUGCUGAAUUUGAUAGGAAUAUUACAGGAUUUAACUCUAUUAUUAAUUGUAGUUUAAUUAAACAAGAUCCUUACUUUAAUGAUUCUUCUAUUUUAAUAUUGGGAAGUAAUAAUGGGCAAUUGCAUUUUUAUGAUUGGUCAAGUGGUUAUAAAUAUGAUACAUUAACAAAUAAAGUAGUCCCUGGAACAGUUGAAUGUGAAAAUUCUACAUUAUCUAUGGCAUUUGAUAAAAGUGAGAGUAGAUUAAUAACAACUCAUGGAGACAAAUCUAUUAAAAUAUGGAAGGAAAAUGAAGAUGCAACACCUGAAAAUUUUCCUAUUAAAUGGAACCCAUAUGAAAAUUAUAAAUUUUAG
Messenger RNA from Plasmodium gallinaceum, 1788 nucleotides. Its product is annotated as golgi organization and biogenesis factor, putative. The record is from RefSeq and is a predicted model, not a curated record. Gene Ontology annotation, cellular component: Prp19 complex; catalytic step 2 spliceosome; precatalytic spliceosome. Gene Ontology annotation, molecular function: protein binding. Gene Ontology annotation, biological process: mRNA splicing, via spliceosome. Lineage: Eukaryota; Apicomplexa; Aconoidasida; Haemosporida; Plasmodiidae.